AUGAAUUGGAUAGGACUUCAGAACCUUCUCAGUGGGGUAAAUAAUUACUCUACGAUGUUUGGCCGCAUGUGGCUGUCCAUGGUGUUCAUCUUCAGGUUGCUGGUGUUCGUUGUGGCAGUGCAGUAUGCGUGGAAUGACGAGAACAAAGGUCUGGAAUGCAACACCCACCAGGUGGGCUGUUCUACCGUCUGCUACGACAGCAUCUUCCCUAUCUCCCACACCCGCCUGUGGGCGCUGCAGCUAAUUUUUGUCACCUGUCCGUCUCUCAUGGUAGUGGCUCAUGUCAAAUACAGAGAGGGAAAGGACAAAAAAAAUGGUUCACACCAGUAUCCCAACCCAGGGAAGAAGAAAGGUGGACUAUGGUGGACCUACUUGAUCAGCCUCUUCUUCAAAGCCGGAUUUGACGCAACAUUCCUUUAUAUUCUCUACUAUGUUUAUAAGGGGUUUACCUUGCCUCAUCUCACCAAGUGUUCUCUGGAACCGUGUCCCAAUAUAGUGGACUGCUUCAUCUCGAGGCCUACUGAGAAGAACAUCUUCACGUGGUUCAUGGUGGUCACCUCCGCUCUCUGUAUCCUCAUGUGUGUUUUUGAAAUGACCUACCUUAUUGGGAAACGGCUAUGUAGAGAGUUCAUGAGCCACCACAACAACGAGAGGUAUGACAUGACUAACCAACAAACUCUUAUGUCAAAGCAUAAGACAGCAGAUACUUCCCUGCCUGGUAAACAAAGCAUGCAAAUAGAGACAUAUGUAAAAACUACAUGA
Messenger RNA from Electrophorus electricus (electric eel), 762 nucleotides. It is a transcript of the gene gjb9a, whose product is annotated as gap junction protein beta 9a. Gene Ontology annotation, molecular function: gap junction channel activity. NCBI's taxonomy places the organism in Eukaryota, Metazoa, Chordata, Actinopteri, Gymnotiformes, Gymnotidae. The record is from RefSeq and is a predicted model, not a curated record. Gene Ontology annotation, biological process: cell-cell signaling. Gene Ontology annotation, cellular component: connexin complex.